This is a messenger RNA of Antechinus flavipes (yellow-footed antechinus), 1711 nucleotides long. RefSeq names its product zinc finger protein 8-like. The transcript has 4 exons. Lineage: Eukaryota; Metazoa; Chordata; Mammalia; Dasyuromorphia; Dasyuridae. The coding region runs from base 635 to 892 and encodes 85 amino acids. The record is from RefSeq and is a predicted model, not a curated record. Gene Ontology annotation, biological process: regulation of DNA-templated transcription.
CCCGCCCAGACUGGGCUGUCCAGAAACAGGAAGUCUGAACUGGGAUCACUGUGCUUUCUCCACCUCCUUUGCUUUCCAGUUCCCUUUGCCUUCCCUGCUGUUUAAACUGCUCUCCCUUGCCUGGGAGUUUUGUUCAGUCCUCGUUUUUUCCUGCCAGUUCCUCCUGUCUCUCCUUUUUCCCCCCUGUGACCUCAGAUCCCUCCCCUUUUCCCUCCAGGAGCUCAGAUCUCUCCCCAUUUCCUCCUAGUAGCUCGGGUCUCCCCCUUUUCCCCUUGGGACCUCAGUUCUCUUCCUCUCUCCCCCUGAGAACUCAGAUCUUUCUUCCCCUUUUCCGUCCGGGAGCUCAGAUCUCUCCCCAUUUGCUCCUGGGAGCUCGGGUCUCGCCCUUUCCCCCUGAGAGCUCAGAUCUCUCCCCCUUUCCCCCGGUGAGCUCUGGGCUCUCCUCUUUUUUUCCCUUGCCCCUGAGAUCUCUCGGCAUUCCUGCACACGAGCCUGUGCUUGCAUCUCCCAGGUCCCUCAAGUGUGGUAGCAGCAAGACCCUGAGAUAAAGACCAGGUGCCAAAGGGAGGAACUUGAGAAAGAGGAGUCACUCUGGGUGUUUGCUACCUCCACGGGGAGCCUGGAGCCAGAGGAAAUGGGCCCUGGGAGCCUCAGACCUCAGGAGGUUGUGUCGUUCAAGGAUGUGGCUGUGGACUUCACCCAGGAGGAGUGGGGGCUCUUGGACCCCUCUCAGAAGGAGCUGUUCAAGGAGGUCAUGGUGGAGAAUGCCUGGAACUUGCUCUCCUUGGGGCUUCCAGUUCCCAGAGAAAAGGUGACCUCUUAUUUUGAGCAAAGGGAAGCACUGUGGAUGCUGGACCAAGAAGGCCUGAGGAGAUGGUCUGCAGGUGAGUGAGGUGAAAGCAGGGAUAUGAGAGCUGUGGUUACAAGAGGCUUCUGGCAGUUACCCUGAAGUACAUGCUCAGUUUGGGGAGAAAGGCCAGAUUCAGAAUUCUUUAUUGACUAUUUCUUGGCAACCGUGUCCGAGGCUAGUCAAUGAAUCUGGCUGUUCGCUCCACAAAAUGAGUGGGUCCCACUCCAAGGCCCUGUAGGGCCCUUCCACUGCUCAUCUGUCAUCCUGUAAGAAGUCCUUGUUUGGGAUUUGGGGCAAUGGAGCUCUCUUGAAAGCACCCAAAGGGAUUAUUUUUCAGCCAUGAGCCAUUUCUUAGAACUUCUAGUCAGAAAACAAUAAAGGGCCUACUACAGGGCAGCCCUGGACUAAACACCAGCAGCAAAAAGAGAUGUGAGGGACAUCGCCUGUCCUCAUGGAAGUCACAGACUGGUGGGACAGGCAAUACACCAGCAACUGUGGAGAGACCCCCUGUGCACCAGAUAAACUGAAUAAUUUAGUGUUCCAGUGCAUCAUUAAUUGGUGAGGGUCAUGAUGAUUUGAGAAGGGGAGUAGAACUGGGCAGGAAAGAGACAAAAUGAAAUAAAAAGGUAGAAUUUAUAUAGCCCUAUGUGCCAUGCUCUGCAUUGUCUUAUUUCAUCCUCAUGAGAACCAGAGGACUUACGUACUAUUAGUAUGUCCAUUUUACAGAUAAACUGAAUCUACCAGAGGUCCUAUAACUUGACUUGCAAGGUUCUGAGUUGGGAAUAAAAAUCUGGGCUUCCUGAUUCAAGGCCCUAUCCACUGUAACUUUAUUCUAACUUUGAAACAGAUAUGAUCAACAAG